UACGCAGCGCCUUGUUGCGGCGACGGCUGCUUUUACAUACAACAUAGGCGUGUUUAUCGGCAACGUCACGUCACUUUGUUCAUGCUGCAUCCAAAUUUUCAUUCCCUGAGAAUGUUCCUCUUCCGAACAUAAAGAAAGAUACAGUGCUUAAGCAUCAUUGAACGGGGCAACGAUGCCUACCCGCUGUUGCGUUCCACGAUGUCGUGGAAAUUUCACUGGCGGUCCCAGAGUUCGUGUGUUUUCUUUCCCGGUCGACGAACCGCGCCGAGGGGAAUGGAUACGACAAAUAAGACGAAAGGAUUUUACCCCGAUCAAGUCGUCAAAAGUUUGCGAGCGCCACUUUGAAAAACGCUACUUGCUGACGACGUCUCGCUACGAAGACAAGCGGACCGGUAGGGUCCUCGAGGCGCCCCUCAGCAAUGCACGACUUGCACCAGACGCAGUUCCAACAAUAUUUCCCGAACGAUCUGCUCUAUGUAACCGCACUCUACGUCUGCCAGCGGCCCAGAACGUCACAGUGCAAAAACUCAUUCUAGUCCCAGCCGCUAUUCAGCCCCGCCUGACUGUGGUGCAAGCUCCUCAGCAAGAGGCCAAAGCCAGCCCUGUCGUCGAUGCAUUCGGUGCCAUCCAAAAACUGAAGACCUCCAACUUCUGGACUGUGAUUUCUACGGAUGCGCGUGUCAUGUUCCUUCACGUCGUACUUGAUGGCUGCCCGACAAUCAAGUAUUCCGUAGUUGUUGAGAAGCACCUCACAGUCAAGUUCUUCAUGGCGCAUGCUCAGAUGUUCAAGGUCGGGGAUUACAUUGUUCCCAGUCUCAUUAAGGAUCACGUGGACGUCACUUUCCUUCUGGACAAGGUGGAAAAGUUUGACGAAACCGCCAAGAGCUUUUCAUACCAGGACAAGGUAAACAUGGCCGUGCCGUUCGUGUUGUCCACGUUCAAUAUGGUGAAGAGGGAGGCACCGGAAGAGCAGGCCGACACCCUGGACUUUCUGUGCGAACAGAUUCGUAUAUUUCAGACGCAGUCACCUAAAUAUUCAUCCACGCUCCUCGUAUUUGCAUGCCUGCUGUACACGCUAUCAUCUCAAGCGUACAACUUUCUCAGGAACUCUUCGGGUUUAACUUUGCCGCACCCGACCACAGUGAGGCGAAUCUGCCCGGGACCUCGCAAGGACAGCAAAGACCUCGGCAGCAAGAAGAGUGAAACUCAUCUCCUGUCCUACAUACGUGAGCGCGUUAAGCACCUGGCAGAACACCAGAGGGUGGUGACCUUGCAGAUGGAUGAAAUAGAACUGAAGGAAUACUGCACCUCUAAGGCCAAGAGUGGGUCACCCGAGCCCAUCACGUCUGUGCAUGUGUUUAUGCUUCAAAGUGUGCUGACCGACAACAGGGAAGUUGUACACGUCCUCCCCGUGACGAAGCAGACGGGCGUUGAUGAGUUGCACUCUGUUGUUAAGAAACUCAUCCUCGGUCUGGAGAAGCAAGGACUUACUGUGAUCGCAGUGAUCGCGGACAAUAAUCCGACCUAUAAAUUGGUGAUGUCAAAUUUUGCGACGCCAUCUCCGAAGCUCGACAUCGUUUAUCCGCAUCCCACAAACUGCAGCCGCCCGCUGUUCUUCAUCAUCGACCCCGUGCACCUCUUGAAGUGCGUGCGGAACAACUGGAUCUGCAACCAGAACCUCGGCCGGCACUUGACCUUCCCAGACUUCGGUACCACUAUCUCUGCGUUCAAAGCGCGGGAUGCCUUGACAGCAUCCUACGAAGCUGUUCAAAAGUUUCAGAACCACCAGGACCCAAAUAUGUACAAGCCUCGAAAUGCUGCCAUGGACAGAACGUUCAACCCUACCCGGUUGGAGCGUCAGAGUGCAGAAAAGCUUUUCGCUACUGCCACGGCUCAUGCACUGAGAGCAGAGAUGAAAAAUCUUAGCUUGGAAUAUGCAGCCGGGACGGCUACCUUUGUGGAAAUAAUUGCAAAGUGGUGGUCCGUGGUGAACGUCAGAACUGUCAAUGACACACGGACGUCGCAGAACGAGCUGCAGUCGCCCAUAACAUCGAUGGAGGGACCGCAGAUUGAGUUCUUGAGCGAGUUCAUAGACUGGCUCGAUGCAUGGGAGGAAAUAGACGGGGUCGCUGGAAGGCUGGAACGCGACACGUGCAGUGCGUUGCAUCUAACCUGUUACUCUUUGAUCGAACUAACGAGGUACUGUCUGGAAGAACUUAGGUUGGGAACCGUCCUGUUGGGGAAAUUUCAGACGGACCGGCUGCAGGACAGAUUUGGAUCUCAUAAAGUCGUGUGAUUAGGACAGUGUGGACCCCGUACGAGUGCGGUUUGUCGUGCGUGUAGGAUCGGUUGUAUGAUAAGAUCUUUCAAAGAACUUUCACUAUCUUUGCGUUUGCUGACCAAGUGCGAGGGAGGCUCCGCCUCCUGGAUGCGGGCCAAUAGGAGGACGCGGAGGGCAGGCACUUCCCAAGCCUCUCCUCUCGCCUAAGAGAUGGCGCAGCGUUACCGUUGUUUCGCGUGUCCCAGGGCUUCUGCCAUGGCGCACCAAUCGAACCCACGGCUUUGCCAUCCUUUAGCUGGUUUCAACCGGCGUACGCGCGACUCCUGCUUGGUCUCGUUCCCAUGUUGACGGACGGUGAAGCCGUUGGUUGGAUUGGUGUGCCAUGGCGGAGGCAUUGCGGCAGGCGAAAUAACGGUAGCUCCCCUCCUGUCUAAGCCUCAUUCAGCCGUUAGUUAGAUUGGUGUGCCCUGGCAGAAGCCUUGCGACACACGAAACAACGGUAACGAUGCGCCAUCUU
Messenger RNA from Ornithodoros turicata, 2798 nucleotides. RefSeq lists its product as uncharacterized. Gene Ontology annotation, molecular function: sequence-specific DNA binding. The record is from RefSeq and is a predicted model, not a curated record. Bases 173 to 2296 code for a protein of 707 amino acids. NCBI's taxonomy places the organism in Eukaryota, Metazoa, Arthropoda, Arachnida, Ixodida, Argasidae. The transcript is spliced from 2 exons.